Molecule: messenger RNA, 2118 nt
Organism: Polychytrium aggregatum
Lineage: Eukaryota; Fungi; Chytridiomycota; Chytridiomycetes; Polychytriales
Product: S-adenosyl-L-methionine-dependent methyltransferase
Exons: 1
Coding region: 1-2118 (705 amino acids)
Cellular component (GO): nucleus
Molecular function (GO): methyltransferase activity
Source: RefSeq, a predicted model, not a curated record
AUGCGCCGCCUGUCGUCGCCAUCGUACCCAGGGUCGGCGGGAGACCCAAGCACUUCCACAACGAUCGCCUCGACCGUCUUCGAUCGGGUCCUGCCUGCUGUGCUGGACCAGUACCAUGUCGGUGCCAUCGUCAUUCCGCAGGCCCGGGCCCAGGAUAUCUACCCGCAUCUCCGAGCCAGCAGCUGGAUCAAGGGCGGCUGGAUCAAGCCGACACUGUUCCUACCGUCUCCCGUCCAGAGGCAGGAAUGGACCGGGCAGCUCGUCGGGUUUAAAACGGGACAGGAGCAGCUCAUGGCCAUCCAUCUCUCGCACUCUGCGGCGCUCUAUCUGAAUACCUUGGACCAAGCAGAGCAGACCGACACAGCGACGCCAUCCAACUGCUGUGAGCAUGCAAAAUCGGUGUCGCAGGCCAGCACUCCGAACGAUGCCGAGACCCAGGCCACUGGCGCUGGCUGUAACCCUGCAGCUGACGAUCGCCCGUCCAAACGAGCCAAGCUGCAGUCCGACAGUGGCAGCUCGAUUGCCGAGAUCUUGAGGCUGCUCUCGGCCAAGCGGGCUGUCUGGAUCGCCGGUCUCCGUUCGCGGUCGAUCCAGUGCCCUCCCCUGCGAGAGGAAGAUCGAUAUCACAUCGUGGCCAACUAUCGCUCGCCGCUGCCAGAGCCGCCCCGGGGACGAAGUCGAUCCAACUCGGCCAGCUCCAGCCGAUCAGCAAGCUCGAGCAGACCAACGAAUGCCGCAGCCAUCGACAAUGCGACCGAGCAAAUCGAUACGAUCGACAUCUUGCCCAAGAUCGGCACCGUCGUCGACACCUCCGAUAUCAAUACCGCCGUCGACCUACGCCAUCACAGCCAAGCUGCUCUGGGCGAUUCAUCGGCUCAGGAAACUGCCGCCGCUCCCAAAUUCACCUUUGUCGAGCUAUUUGCUGGUGUCGGUGGGUUUCGCCUGGCUCUAGACUACCUGGGCGGCCGAUGUGUGCUCAUGUCGGAAAUGGACUCGACCGCACUCGAUGCCUAUCAUGCCAACCACGGCCCCACUGUCCUUCCCGAACCCACCGGGGCCGUUGCGGAGCAGUACGAGGGACUGCCGCUCGGCAUAGGCGACGUUACCGAGUGGGACGCCCACGUCGUUCCCGAGCACGACCUGUUGACGGCCGGCUUUCCCUGCCAGCCGUUCUCCAAAGCCGGUAAGCUCCAGGGAUUUCGAGAAGACCGCGGCAACCUGUUCUUUGAGAUCAUCCGAGUCCUGCGGGCAAGACAGCCCAAGGCAUUUCUGCUCGAGAACGUGGCGCACCUCAUUCAGCACGACGGCGGCGAGACGCUGGCGAUUGUCCUCCAAAAGCUGCGGCUCGAGGGGUACUGGGUCGACUGGCGGGUUGUGGAUGCCCGAUCGUGGGUCCCGCAGCAGCGCCAGCGAGUCUACUUUGCCGGCAUCCGAAGCGACCUCGUCCAAGCCCAGCAGCGGUUCCGGUGGCCGAGAAUGCCUGAAGUAACUCCACGCCAAGGCCGGCUCUCAACCGUGGGAGGAUUUGACCGGCGAGUGCGAGAUAUCCUGGAGCUCGACUCGGCCACAACGCUUCCAUAUGUCCUGACCACCUCGCAGUGGAGCAAGAUCCGCAGCCUGGCCAGCUUCCAGGAGGACCCGGCUCGGCGACUGGUGCACCUGGAUGGCUCGGCUCGGACAGUGAUAUCCAACUACCGGACGGGGUUCGGGCUCUAUUCGGAGUUUGUGCCGAUGAAGAACGGGAUGCCUGACCCCGAGGCUACUGUCACGGGUGAGACGACCGAUCCGCCUCGGUUCUUUACUCCUCGGGAAGUCGCCCGGCUGCAAGGAUUCCCAGAAAGCUUUAUCAUCGAUGCAUCGCGGUACCGAUCCUGCGGCAACGGAAGCCGGGCAUACCACCAUCUUGGCAACGCCGUGUGCCCGAUCGUGAUAGCGGCGAUUGCGGGAUGCUUGAUGGAGGCCGUGGUGCCCGGCGGCAUCCUGGAGGGCCGAACGGCCGAAGCAGCGGCGGCAGCGAUGCUGUUGGAGACCUGCAAUAACCCCGAUGGCAUCGGGGACGAUGGCCGCCCGUCGCUGCGGGCCAGGGUGCAGGGCUUUCUGGCCACGCUCGACCAGUGA